Molecule: messenger RNA, 447 nt
Organism: Cornus florida
Lineage: Eukaryota; Viridiplantae; Streptophyta; Magnoliopsida; Cornales; Cornaceae
Product: F-box/LRR-repeat protein At3g48880-like
Exons: 2
Coding region: 1-447 (148 amino acids)
Molecular function (GO): protein binding
Source: RefSeq, a predicted model, not a curated record
AUGGCAGAGCGAAAAUUGGAAGAACUAAAUAUGGACUGUUUGGUGAAUGUAUUUGGGAGAUUGGAAAUUGAGUCCCUGCUAUUGGGUGUUCCCUUUAUAUGCAAGUCAUGGUACAACGCAACUCUCAAUCCUCUAUGCUGGCAGCAUCUUGAUUUUCCUUGUGAAAUCUCAGACUCCUUCAAAUCAAGAUUAGUGGAUGAAUAUCGAUUGCAGAAGUUUGAUGCAACUGGAUUGAUUAAAUUUGUCGUCAAUCGUAGUGGUGGAAAGGCUGUUUCACUAGUUCUUCCGAGCUGUUCUAAAAAGGAGGCAUUCAUUUGUGCUGCAGAAGGGUGUCCUGCCUUGAAAUUUUUGACGCUCCCCGAUGAUCUACACUGGGGUGAGCUGCAUAUUCUUCCCAGUCUAAUGAGCAAAUGGAAAAAUUUACUGAUGUUACGGCUUGGAAGCUAG